Messenger RNA from Moneuplotes crassus, 2547 nucleotides. The record is from the annotation of a GenBank genome assembly. Lineage: Eukaryota; Ciliophora; Spirotrichea; Euplotida; Euplotidae.
UUCUUCAGAUAAAUUAUUAAAGCAAAAAGUCCGCAGUUUAAUAAUUUUAAAUUUUACAAACUAAAAUAUGCAGGAAAGAACAGAGUUGGAUAUUAGAAUGGAGGACCAGAUCCUUAGAUACCUUGAGUCGACAGAUCUGAAGGCUAAGGGACAUACCUUGAUGACUAAGAAUGAGAGAUUUAAUAUUAAUAUUGAUGAUAUCAGAGCAAAGAAUCAUGAAUUAGCUCAGUACAUUAUUAAAAAUCCUAUAAAGGCUAUUCCUUUGUUUGAGCAGAAUGUGCAGAAGAUCCUUGAUGAAGAAGAUGCAAUAGCAGGAAAGAAGCUAGGAAUGAGCUCUACAAGUCAGUUUCCAGUGAAAGAGAAGACCCUUAAAAUUAACUUUACAGGGAAAUUGGGCAAGAAUUAUGUCACUCCAAGAGGUCUCAGAGCGCCAAUGCUCAAUAGCCUUGUUUGUGUUCAAGGUAUAGUGACUAAGAUGAGCAUUGUAAAGUCAAAAAUUGGCAAGAGUUAUCACUUUAUUGAAUCUGAGAAUACAGGGUUCGUUCAGAAUUAUAAGGAUCAAUACUCUAUAGAGGGUCAAGGUAAUUUCUCUACAAAAAUGCUUCCGACCAAAGACCCUGCUGGAAAUGUGAUGACUCCAGAGUAUGGAUACUGUGAGUACAGGAAUGUUCAAAAGAUCGUAAUCCAAGAGAUGCCUGAGAGAGCUCCUCCUGCCCAAAUUCCUAGAUCCAUCACCAUCUACCUUGAAGAAGACCUUGUUGACAAAGGAAAGCCAGGAGAUAGAAUUGAGGUGAUGGGUUUGUUCAAAUGAAUCUCAGGUGUGAACACAAUGACUUCUGGCAACUUCAGGACUCUUAUCAUUGCUACUGGAAUCAAGACCAUUACUAACAAGACUGAGAACUCAAAGUUCACUGGUAAAGAUAUUUCAAAGAUCAGAAAGUUCUCCAGAGAACAAGAUGUAUAUAAAAUAUUGUCAAGAUCAGUAGCCCCAACUGUUCAAGGAAGGGAGAACAUCAAGAAGAGUAUUCUCCUACAGAUGCUUGGAGGUGUUGAGAAGAACCUGAAGUCAAGGACCCAUUUGAGAGGAGAUGUAAAUAUUUUACUCAUAGGUGAUCCCUCCACUGCUAAGUCUCAGAUGCUCAGGUAUGCCCUGAAUCUCUCUCCGAUAGGAAUCAAUACUACUGGAAGAGGAUCCUCUGGAGUCGGACUCACAGCUGCAGUCACUAUAGAUAAGGAUACAGGGGAAAGACACCUUGAAGCUGGAGCAAUGGUUCUAGGAGAUAGAGGCCUAGUCUGCAUUGACGAGUUUGAUAAGAUGAAUGAUGCUGAUAGAGUCGCAAUUCAUGAAGUCAUGGAGCAGCAGACAGUCACUAUUGCUAAAGCUGGACUUCAUGCAAGCCUGAAUGCAAGAUGUAGUGUAAUUGCAGCAGCUAACCCAAUAUAUUCUAAUUAUGAUAAGGGAAUGUCUGCUGCUAAGAAUAUUGGGUUGCCAGAUACUCUUCUUUCAAGGUUCGAUCUACUCUUUCUUGUACUAGAUAGUAAGAAUCCAGAUAAUGACAAGAAAAUUGCUGAAAGAGUAAUCAGAAACCAUUCAUACAGUAAUCCUAAUGAUAGCAAAAUCCAUAAUCCUUAUGUUGAUGAGUUCUAUAUCGAGCCUGAGAUCAAAGAUGAGGAAGAAGAGCUUAAAGAGUAUGAUGUGUUUGAGAGAGACAACGAAGAGCUCUUUGGUGACAAAGACACCAAGAUCGUAUCAAACACGUUUUUAAAAUAAGUACAUUGCUUACUCUAAAAGUCUCAAGGAUCCUAUCCUAGAUGACUCUGUGCUAGACAGCAUCGCUUUUGAGUACAAGAAUCUCAGGCAAGAAGCUGAUGAUAAUAAUAUGGCAAAUUCAAAGAAACUGCCUAUUACUGUGAGAACUCUUGAAACCAUCAUCAGACUUGCCACUGCCCAUGCCAAACUAAGACUUGAUACUGAGAGAUCUGUCACUCAAGAGGAUAUCGAAGUUGCUACCAAACUUCUGAGAUACUCGAUUUUCAGUGAAGAUGAUGAUGCCCUUGGAGAAGAAAGAAGUACUGACGGAGAAGAAGACAAUGAUGAUGAUGACGAAGAAAGAAAGAAAUCCUAUAAGUCUCUUAAGUCCAAAAAGACAAAGAAUGACAAAAGAGCCGACUCUAAAGUGUCUAAAGCUGAAAGUUUGAGUAAAGAAAUUGAAGCUGGAGAAGAAGAAGUUAAAAACUUGAUUGAUUUCUCAGCCAAGCAAUCUGAACUCCAGAAGCAUGUAUCUCCUGACGAAAUCAAAUUGGAGACAGCAGAAGAAAAGAAGAAGAGAAGCUGUAUUUUUAAAAUACUAGCCAGAGAACAGAGAAAAAUGAACCCGCAUGUUUCUUAUAGUGAACUUUGGAAGUUAAUCUCACAAAACUCUGAAGCUAAGACAUUGUUCCCUUCCAAAGACGCUGUCUCUGAGACAGUUGAUACUCUAAUUGAGCGCAACAAGUUGAUGGCUGACAAGGAUAACAAUAUUUACAUGAUCUAAAGCAUCCCUCCUA